AUGGAAGUAGAUUCAGCAGACGAUCAGGCAAUACGUACUGGAACAAUGUACUCUACAGCUGAGAAGAUGGAGAUGAUGAAUAAAGGAACAAAUGUUCGAAGUACUUGUGAAGGGACCACGGAUAUCGCCGAUCUACGACUUGAAAGUCCUGGAAAUGAAAGAUACAAUCAACUACAAGGCGUCUUUCCUGAGCAUUCUUGCGAAGAAAAACAAUUGAAAAUAAUACCACACCAGCCUUUGGAAAUGAUGAGGAAGGACCCGACUGACCUCGAAAGAGGACUGCAUGAGUUAACAGAAGAGGAGAUCUGGGAUGAAGAAGUGAUCGGAUGCCGUAUUUGCCAUUCACCAACAGCACGCGGCAAAAAAACGCACAAGAAGCUGAUGAUAAUCGGCCUUCCUCCGAUAUUUGUUGCCCACAUCAACAAAAUAGAAAAAGACGGAUUUGGAGGUUUACGGAAGAUAGAUAAGAUGGUCACAUAUCCCAAGUACCUUAAUGUCGCACCGUUUUGUUCUUCCGCUCUUCAGAAAUAUGAGUCCGGGAAUACGACCUUAACUUGGUUUAAGUUGUUCGGAGUCGUCAGUCACAGUGGGUCGAUUUACGGCGGCCAUUACACUGCCUACGUCAGAACCAGCUCCCAGAAUGCAUCAGCUAUCCGUGAAAGCUUUCUCCUGACUGCGUGGAUUGAUCCGGAACGAAUUGAAGAUGACAUUAGGAAGUUUUGGGAGGACAGUUCUCACAGAUGUAAUAUGUCACCUUCAGAACCACCACAGAACACCAUUGAUGAGGAAUGGUAUUACGUUAGUGACACAAUGGUUCAGAAAUGUACUGAACGUGCGGCGACGCUUGACAGGAAUGCUUUUAUUCUCAUGUAUGAGAGGUGUUGUUAG
Ylistrum balloti is the source of this 888-nucleotide messenger RNA. RefSeq names its product ubiquitin carboxyl-terminal hydrolase 16-like. The record is from RefSeq and is a predicted model, not a curated record. Gene Ontology annotation, cellular component: cytosol; nucleus. Gene Ontology annotation, molecular function: cysteine-type deubiquitinase activity; cysteine-type endopeptidase activity. The transcript is spliced from 4 exons. Lineage: Eukaryota; Metazoa; Mollusca; Bivalvia; Pectinida; Pectinidae. The coding region runs from base 1 to 888 and encodes 295 amino acids. Gene Ontology annotation, biological process: protein deubiquitination.